CCUUCGAUAUGAAGUUGUUUUUGACAAAACUGAAGACGUGUCAGUUUGUCACAUUCACGAGAUUAGAGCAAAUAAAUUCAACUACUUGAGACAUGGUCUUCAAUCUAGGCUGUGCCUUUAGAUUUCGAGAAGAUUAACAGCUAAGGAAUACAUUUUCACUUAUUUUAUUGAUUUCUCUAAACCAAAACCGCGGCCUGUUCUGUUGGUCUGCUUCGCAAUCGUUCCCGGAAGUCUGGCGAUGUUGCGUCUCUGGGUUUAGAAACUCUUAUUAUACUUCACUGUCAGUGGUCUUCAGCUAACGGCGCUAUCAGAUGCUGCUAUCGCUACAUUUUAUGCUGUUAAUGUGAUCGUUUAUAACGUUACUGUUGUAUUUAAAUGCAUGAUUGUGUGAUACAUAUAUAUGUGAUCGGAAUGCCCAACACCAGCACCAGGCCUAAGCGGGGCAGACGGAACCGUCGGGUGCCCAGGGAGGACCCUGCCAGGAAUGAGCUGGUGUCCAGGUCACUGGAGAGUGCCCAGCAGUGUCUGUUCAACCAAGACUAUGGGACCGCCUUUGUCCACUACCUUCUCGUCCUCAACCUGGCUCCUGUGCUGAAGGACUUUGCCAGUGUGGGUAGCAAAGGAAAGCCUGUAGGCCAGUGCUCUCCAACCCUGUUCCUGGAGUGCUACCCUCCUGUAGGUUGUAACUAACCUAAUUUAAUUUAUCAACCAGCUAAUUAUUAGAAUCAGGUGUGCUAGAUUAGGGUUGGAGCGAAAACCUAUAGGACUGUAUCUCUCCAGGAACAGGGUUGGAGAGCCCUGCUAUAUACCAUUCAGCCUGUCUGACAAUUGACAUUCCCAUUUAACUUUCAGAAUUUUUUUAUUAGAUUUGUAUUUGUUUUCACAUACAUUUACAUUUUACAUUUAAGUCAUUUAGCAGACGCUCUUAUCCAGAGCGACUUACAAAUUGGUGCGUUCACCUUAAGACAUCCAGUGGAACAGCCACUUUACAAUAGUGCAUCUAA
Messenger RNA from Oncorhynchus nerka (sockeye salmon), 1004 nucleotides. Its product is annotated as protein arginine N-methyltransferase 9-like. Lineage: Eukaryota; Metazoa; Chordata; Actinopteri; Salmoniformes; Salmonidae. The coding region runs from base 376 to 690 and encodes 104 amino acids. The transcript is spliced from 2 exons. The record is from RefSeq and is a predicted model, not a curated record.